Camellia sinensis is the source of this 2268-nucleotide messenger RNA. Its product is annotated as heat shock cognate 70 kDa protein 2. The record is from RefSeq and is a predicted model, not a curated record. NCBI's taxonomy places the organism in Eukaryota, Viridiplantae, Streptophyta, Magnoliopsida, Ericales, Theaceae. Gene Ontology annotation, molecular function: ATP binding; ATP-dependent protein folding chaperone.
CCACCUUACCCAACAAUUCGUGAACCCUAGUUUACGUUACCAUACUCUCUCUCUUCCCCUUUCUCUCUCAUCUUCCAGUCAAUCCAGAGCAGCAGCAGCAGCAGCAGCAGCAAUGGCGGGAAAGGGAGAGGGACCAGCGAUCGGAAUCGAUCUGGGCACCACAUACUCAUGCGUCGGAGUUUGGCAACACGAUCGAGUCGAGAUCAUCGCCAACGACCAAGGAAACCGUACCACCCCUUCCUAUGUAGCCUUCACCGACACCGAGCGUCUCAUAGGGGAUGCUGCCAAGAACCAGGUCGCCAUGAACCCCAUCAACACUGUCUUCGAUGCAAAGAGGUUGAUUGGUAGGAGGUUCGCAGAUGCAUCUGUGCAGGGUGACAUUAAGUUGUGGCCUUUCAAGGUCAUUCCUGGUCCAGGUGAUAAACCCAUGAUUGUUGUCAACUACAAGGGCGAGGACAAGCAGUUUGCAGCUGAGGAAAUUUCUUCCAUGGUUCUCAUCAAAAUGCGUGAGAUUGCAGAGGCGUUCCUUGGUUCCACUGUGAAAAAUGCUGUGGUCACUGUCCCUGCCUACUUCAAUGAUUCUCAACGUCAGGCAACAAAGGAUGCUGGUGUAAUUGCUGGUCUCAAUGUGAUGCGUAUCAUCAAUGAACCCACUGCCGCUGCCAUUGCUUAUGGUCUUGACAAAAAGGCAACCAGUGUUGGCGAGAAGAAUGUGUUGAUCUUUGAUCUCGGUGGUGGUACUUUUGAUGUCUCUCUUCUCACCAUUGAAGAGGGUAUUUUUGAGGUGAAAGCCACUGCUGGAGAUACCCAUCUUGGAGGUGAAGAUUUUGACAAUAGAAUGGUGAACCAUUUUGUUCAGGAGUUCAAGAGGAAGAACAAGAAGGACAUCAGUGGCAACCCCAGAGCUUUGAGGAGAUUGCGGACUUCCUGUGAGAGGGCAAAGAGGACUCUCUCCUCCACUGCCCAGACCACCAUUGAAAUUGAUUCCCUUUACGAGGGUAUUGAUUUCUAUUCCACUAUUACCCGAGCCAGAUUUGAGGAACUCAACAUGGAUCUCUUCAGGAAGUGUAUGGAACCGGUUGAGAAGUGUUUGAGGGACUCUAAGAUGGACAAGAGUAGUGUUGAUGAUGUUGUUCUUGUUGGUGGAUCCACUAGAAUUCCCAAAGUUCAGCAGCUUUUGCAGGACUUCUUCAACGGGAAGGAGCUUUGCAAGAGCAUCAACCCUGAUGAGGCUGUGGCUUAUGGUGCUGCUGUCCAAGCUGCUAUUUUGAGCGGUGAGGGUAAUGAGAAGGUCCAGGACCUCUUGUUGUUGGAUGUCACACCUCUCUCUCUUGGUUUGGAAACUGCUGGUGGUGUAAUGACUGUGUUGAUUCCUAGGAACACCACGAUCCCGACAAAGAAAGAGCAAGUCUUCUCCACAUACUCAGACAACCAGCCUGGUGUGUUAAUUCAGGUCUAUGAAGGUGAGAGAACAAGGACCAGGGACAACAACUUGCUGGGAAAAUUUGAACUCUCUGGCAUUCCUCCAGCUCCUAGGGGUGUUCCUCAGAUCACAGUGUGCUUUGACAUAGAUGCCAAUGGCAUCCUCAAUGUAUCUGCCGAGGACAAGACCACAGGGCAGAAGAACAAGAUUACCAUCACUAAUGACAAGGGUAGGCUCUCUAAGGAGGAAAUCGAGAAGAUGGUUCAAGAAGCAGAGAAAUACAAGUCUGAGGAUGAAGAGCACAAGAAGAAGAUUGAGGCAAAGAAUGCACUGGAGAACUAUGCAUACAACAUGAGGAAUACAGUCAAGGACGAGAAGAUUAGUGCCAAACUUUCUGCAGAUGAUAAGAAGAAAAUUGAAGAUGCGAUUGAGCAGUCGAUCCAGUGGCUGGAGGGUAACCAGCUUGCUGAGCCAGACGAGUUUGAGGAUAAGAUGAAGGAACUUGAGAGCAUCUGUAACCCUAUCAUUGCAAAGAUGUACCAGGGUGCAGGUGAUGGCAUGGGUGGUGGUGCCAUGGACGAUGACGAAGAUGUUCCUACUGCCGGUGGAAGUGGUGCUGGUCCUAAGAUCGAGGAGGUUGACUAAGAUCGUGGUUUCCUUGUCUGUGGUUUAUUUAUUGUCUCUUUGAAUAUUUUGAAAUUUAUUUUUAUGAUCUGUACUAGAAUUGCUACAUUUGAGGCUUUGAACGUUUUAAUGGUAAUUUUGUUAGAGGCCAGCUGGAAUGUUUUAGAUUUCUUGUCUUGAUUUGGCAUUUCUUGGCUAAAAUUAUUAGUCUCUUCUUCUCA